This is a messenger RNA of Diabrotica virgifera virgifera (western corn rootworm), 602 nucleotides long. RefSeq lists its product as uncharacterized. The record is from RefSeq and is a predicted model, not a curated record. The coding region runs from base 1 to 447 and encodes 148 amino acids. Lineage: Eukaryota; Metazoa; Arthropoda; Insecta; Coleoptera; Chrysomelidae. The transcript has 2 exons.
AUGAAAUCUUUAGAGAAAAAUGAAACACCGAAGGCAACUAAAAAGGAUGACACUAAAAUAAAAGAAGUUCCUGAAACUAGUGAUUUAAAAUCCAUCGUUACUCGAUUGAAUAAGUUGGAAGAAGACAUGAAAGCUAUACGGAAAAUGGUAGACAAAAAAACUGAUAAACGUAGUACCAAUGAAAGAAGUAAAUCGCCGGUUGAAGAAUCAGAGCCUCUAAAAUAUGAAGAAAGUGUCAUACAAAAUUUGGAAAGUUUUAUUUGUGGAGGCAUCCAAGGUUAUGAUGUCAAAAGAAGAGGAAGAAGAAGGAUGAACUUAAUGAAACAAGAUGGAGUUUUGGUAAUAGAGGCCCAAAUCUUGGAUAUCUCCGUAUUACCAUUUAUAAAUCUUUUAACUGGUAACUACCAAAGGAGUUCUCAUGAAAAUGAAAUCCGUCAUGUAGUGUAAACGAAGACAUACUUUUAGAGAGAAAAGAGAGAUGUAACACAUUUUUUAUUGAAAUGAACAGCAGUAACAAAAUAACAAGUUAGAAGGUUUAGAAUUAACUGUAAUCAAUAUUUGUUUUAGAAGAAAAAGGUGCAAAAUAAAUAAAAUAUCCAAAC